This is a messenger RNA of Moesziomyces aphidis, 1185 nucleotides long. The record is from the annotation of a GenBank genome assembly. NCBI's taxonomy places the organism in Eukaryota, Fungi, Basidiomycota, Ustilaginomycetes, Ustilaginales, Ustilaginaceae.
AUGAUGGACGAUCUCACCGAGGCGAGCAGCGACUACGUGCCCAACUCGUGGGUCACCUGGUUCCUCGCCACCAAGGGCAACGAGUACUUUUGCGAGGUCGACGAGGACUACAUCCUCGACCGCUUCAACCUCACCGGCCUCAACGCCGAGGUGCAGCACUACCCGCAGGCGCUCGACCUCAUCACCGACUCGCUCGAGGACGACCUCUCAGACUCCAUCCGCGACUCGGUCGAGGCGCAGGCAAAGCUCCUCUACGGCCUCGUCCACGCCCGCUACAUCAUCACCACCCGCGGUCUCGGAAAGAUGCUCGAAAAGUACAAGCGCGCCGACUUUGGCCGCUGCCCACGCGUGCUCUGCUGGCAACAGCCUCUGCUGCCCGUCGGCCUCAGCGACAAUCCCUUUCAAAAGGCCGUCAAGCUCUUCUGCCCGCGCUGCGAAGACAUCUACUCGCCCAAGAGCAGCAGGCACGGCACCAUCGACGGCGCCUUCUUCGGAAGCACCUUCCCGCACAUGCUCUUCAUGGUCUACCCCACCGUCAUCCCCUCCAAGUCCCCCACCGCUCCCUCGCCCUUUCUCCUCAGCGCCUCCCAACAACAUCGCGCCGACGCACGCGCGCAGGCCGAACACGCCGACGUCGACGAUUCCAUCAUGUCGGUCCCCGGCGGCGCGGGCAACGGCUCGUCGCUGCCCGCUGGCGCCGUGCCGUCGUCAUCGGCCGCCGCAGCCGCCGCGGGCAGUGCAGCGGCGGGUGGCGCCAGCACCAACGCCACGCCCGCCAACUCGACCGCCGCCGCGGCCGCAAAGGUGGAGCGCUACCGUCCGCGCAUCUUUGGCUUCCCCGUGCACGAGACGAGCAAGCUGCAAAAGUGGCAGGACAAGGUGCGCGACCAACAGAUCGAGCGCCUCGAAAAGGUAGAGGCGGCAGGCGGUAUUGCGACUCCAGGCGCCGCCGCCUUCUUCCGCAAAGUCGCGCCCGCACCGGCGGCGCCAGCGGCAGCAGGGACGGCAGAGGCGGCAGAGGCAGGAGCGGCAGUGACGCCGGCACAAGCAGCGGGAUCCAAUGCAGGCGCAGGUGCAACUUCCACAUCCAUUCCACCACCAGCACCGGCUAGUGCCACGACGAGCGCAGCCGCACCAGCACCCGCACCAGCUGCCGCCGCAACGGCGCCAAAGGCACGAUCCUGA